Messenger RNA from Verticillium alfalfae VaMs.102, 764 nucleotides. RefSeq names its product 40S ribosomal protein S18. Gene Ontology annotation, biological process: translation. Gene Ontology annotation, molecular function: structural constituent of ribosome; RNA binding. Lineage: Eukaryota; Fungi; Ascomycota; Sordariomycetes; Glomerellales; Plectosphaerellaceae. Gene Ontology annotation, cellular component: cytosol; small ribosomal subunit; ribosome. The coding region runs from base 76 to 546 and encodes 156 amino acids. The record is from RefSeq and is a predicted model, not a curated record. The transcript has 4 exons.
GACUUGGAUCUUCUCUUACGAAGACAGACCAUCAACCAUCGACAUCAAGGCAACCACCUCGACAAGUUGCCCAACAUGUCGCUCGUCUCAGGGGAGAAGACGAACUUCCAGUUCAUUCUCCGACUUUUGAACACCAACGUUCGCGGUCAGGAGAAGGUCAUGUACGCGCUCACCAAGAUUUCUGGUGUUGGCCGUCGUUACUCCAACAUUGUGUGCAAGAAGGCCGAUGUCGACCUGAACAAGCGCGCCGGUGAGCUCACCUCUGAAGAGCUUGAGCGUAUCGUCACCAUCAUCCAGAACCCCACCCAGUACAAGAUUCCCGGCUGGUUCCUCAACAGGCAGCGCGACAUUGUCGACGGCAAGGACUCCCAGAUCCUCGCCAACGGUGUCCACUCCAAGCUCCGUGACGAUCUUGAGCGCCUCAAGAAGAUCCGCGCCCACCGUGGUCUCCGUCACUACUGGGGCCUCCGUGUCCGCGGUCAGCACACCAAGACCACUGGUCGCCGUGGCCGUACCGUCGGUGUGUCCAAGAAGAAGGGUGGUUAAGCGUAUCGCUGUUGUUGAAGGGAGACGGCAGGGAGGAUUCGGUCCGGAGGGCAAAAGGCGUGACACGGCUUGGUUUUCUUCCCACCUUGAUUCCUUGCGUUACAUCAUCACAUCCAUUGGGGGAUUGCUAUUUGGGCCAUGCGAUGACAUGCGGAUGGUGGUUCUCGAAAAUGAGUUCGCCAGACCAAAACAAAAGAAUCAAAACUGCGUCUUCCUGU